Molecule: messenger RNA, 1121 nt
Organism: Momordica charantia (bitter melon)
Lineage: Eukaryota; Viridiplantae; Streptophyta; Magnoliopsida; Cucurbitales; Cucurbitaceae
Product: Thioredoxin superfamily protein
Molecular function (GO): oxidoreductase activity; antioxidant activity
Source: RefSeq, a predicted model, not a curated record
UAUGAAGCAACGGCCACGUACUGCCCUGUUCGAACCUUAUCAAACAUGGCCGCUACUGCUGCCACUGUUUCGUUAAUCGGCGCUCCAUUUCUUCCCCCGCCAUUCAGGUCCGCCGCCGCAAACCUUCAAAUUGCCCCAACGCCAUGGCUCUCCAAACUCAGGUUUCAGCUCCAGCCUCUGCGUCUUCCAACGCGGAGAACCCUCGUUCUUCGAUGCGCUCGAACCGAAUCCAAAGGGGUCUCCUUAGGCUUCCGAGCCCCAAAUUUUGAGCUUCCUGAACCUCUUACAGGCAAAGUAUGGAAGUUGGAGGAUUUUGAACCCUAUCCUGCUUUACUGGUCAUGUUUAUUUGCAAUCAUUGCCCAUUUGUUAUACACUUGAAAAAAGAUAUUGUGAAACUUUCAAAUUUCUAUAUGAAGAAAGGACUGGCUGUUGCAGCCAUAUCUUCAAACUCUGUAGCUACGCAUCCACAGGAUGGACCAGAGUUCAUGGCAGAAGAUGCAAAAGCAUUCAGUUAUCCCUUUCCAUAUUUAUAUGAUGCAUCACAGAAAGUUGCAAGGGAUUUCGGUGCAGUCUGCACACCAGAGUUUUUUCUGUUCAAAAAGGAUGGGCGAAGGCCAUAUGAGUUGGUUUAUCAUGGUCAGUUUGACGAUUCUCGACCGAGUAAUAACGUGCCUGUCACUGGGAGGGAUUUAAGUUUGGCAUUAGAUUGUGUUCUCAGUGGCCAACCAGUAUCUUCGGAGCAGAAACCGAGUGUUGGAUGUAGCAUAAAGUGGCAUCCUUAGAUGAAGCUAUAAUCACUAAUCUUAUUCUCUGCUGCCUGAAGAUCAAAUCUCCGAGCAAAGGCGUUAAAUGCAGCACACAAACUUCCCAACCGAACCAAUAAGCAUUUUGAUUUUCUGAAUCAUUCGAUCCAUCCUACUCCUGUGAUAUUUUCUUAACUUCUCUUUUUUCCUUUUAUAGCGAUAAUUCUUUUUGUAUUUAUGUCAAAUAAAGAGGAAAAAAAGGCUAUUGUUUUAUUAUUUCUCAUCCAAGUAUAAUUUAAUUUUAAUCGAGUGUAACGUGGUAUUUUUCAUAUGAAUAUGUAAGAGUAAAUUUUAGUCUAGCUGCUUUCAUUGCUUUA